Molecule: messenger RNA, 1170 nt
Organism: Knipowitschia caucasica
Lineage: Eukaryota; Metazoa; Chordata; Actinopteri; Gobiiformes; Gobiidae
Source: the annotation of a GenBank genome assembly
AUGACUCCGUGGGUUCGGAGGAGGAGGCUCCUCUGGGGAGCCCUGAAGCCGGUGGUCAGUCUGACCCUGAUCUGUGCGUCUGUCCUCAUGCUGCACCGGCUCAGGUUAACGGUGGAGAAGGACGCACCGAGCACCACCGCGGCUCUUCGGAACUUCGUGGCUCUUCCGAACACCACGGCUCUACGGGACCCCGCAGAUCUACGAGACACGCGAGUGGUUACGUGCACUGAGAACGCGUCCGUACACGCGCACGCUUGGUUCCGCCGCCUGGACGCGCGCUUCCAUCAGUUCGUUCUGCGGAGGCACUGCCGCUUCUUCCCGCUCCGCAUCAACCACCCGGAGAAGUGCGCACGCGGGCCCGUGCACGUGCUCAUCGUGGUCAAGUCUGUGAUCGAGCAGCACGAGCGCAGGGAGGCGGUCCGCCAGACGUGGGGCCGCGAGCACGAGACAGACUCUGGGAGCGUGCGCACCGUGUUCCUCCUCGGGACCGCGUCCACCGGGAAAGACGCCCGGAACCUGCAGCAGCUGCUGCUCUACGAGGACCGCGUGCACGGGGACAUCCUGCAGUGGGACUUCAUGGACACGUUCUACAACCUGACCCUCAAAGAGCUCAACUUCCUCCAGUGGUUCCACACGUACUGUCCAAGCGCGCACUUCAUCUUCAAAGGGGACGAUGACGUGUACGUGAACACGCGCAACCUGUUGCAGCUCGUGCGCUACCGCACAGAGGAGCGGCGGCACGAGCGUCUGUUUGUGGGUGACGUCAUCUCCAGAGCGGCUCCGAUCCGGAACCGUCAGAGUAAAUACUUCAUCCCCAAAGAGCUGCACGCGGGCCCGUACCCCCCGUACGCGGGCGGAGGGGGCUUCCUCAUGUCCGGGCCCCUGGCUCACCUGCUGCUCCGGGCGUCGGACGCCGUACCCCUGUUCCCGAUAGAUGAUGUGUUUCUGGGCAUGUGUCUGCAGAGGCUGGGCACGGCCCCGGAGGCCCACGCAGCCUUCAGAACGUUCGGGGUCACGCGGCGCAGAUUCAGCCCAAUGAACCGUGAACCGUGUUUCUACACGCAGCUCAUCGUGGUGCACAAGCUGAGCGCACAAGAGCUGCUCCGUAUGUGGAACGUGACGCAUAACCCCGGGCUGGUGUGCGCGCGCUCCUCAGUCAUGACAGAGUAA